UUGACAGUGACAGUGUACACUUCUGUCAUGUACUGUGGUACACCCCGGCAUAUUUAUAUAUUUAUUUACAUAUCUUGAGAAUUACAAUCUUAUAAUCUUGAGAAUUAAUAAAUAUUUAAAUAGAGUUAAGAUAUACUUAAAUAAAGGUGCCAAGUGGCAGAAAAAUACUUGAUGCUAUAAGUUGAUAUAAAAUAGAACGUGUUAAUUAAACCUAAAAAAUGAAAUACUUAAUUCUUUUAGCAGUGAUUGUAAUUAAUGCUUGCUUAGUAAGCAGUAGUAACAUUGUUUCAGCUAGGCUUGAAAGUUGUCCAGGAUGUUCCUUAAACCGACUAGACCAAGUUAAAUGGUUUGCCUAUAAUGACAUUCAGACUUAUGAAAAUGUUGAAUGGAAAAAGAUUUCCGGAGCUCCACCAGAACUGGUAUUCCUUAAUGACCAAGGUGAAGAGGUUGAAAGGAUUCCUUUAAAAACUCUAAAUAGAGUUCAGUGUAAUGAUCUCUUACUGUCCAGGGGAUUUGUUAAAAAGGCUGAGGAAAAAGAGGCUGAGGAAAAAGAGCUAUGAACAUUUUAACAUUUUUAUACCAAAAAGUACAGAUAAUAAUAAUGUAGUUUAAUAAAAUCUA
Messenger RNA from Diabrotica virgifera virgifera (western corn rootworm), 621 nucleotides. Its product is annotated as selenoprotein M-like. Lineage: Eukaryota; Metazoa; Arthropoda; Insecta; Coleoptera; Chrysomelidae. Gene Ontology annotation, molecular function: oxidoreductase activity. The transcript is spliced from 2 exons. Gene Ontology annotation, cellular component: endoplasmic reticulum lumen. The record is from RefSeq and is a predicted model, not a curated record. Bases 219 to 560 code for a protein of 113 amino acids.